Molecule: messenger RNA, 1262 nt
Organism: Pseudopipra pipra
Lineage: Eukaryota; Metazoa; Chordata; Aves; Passeriformes; Pipridae
Product: taste receptor type 2 member 40-like
Exons: 1
Coding region: 34-996 (320 amino acids)
Biological process (GO): G protein-coupled receptor signaling pathway; detection of chemical stimulus involved in sensory perception of bitter taste; sensory perception of taste
Cellular component (GO): membrane
Molecular function (GO): G protein-coupled receptor activity; bitter taste receptor activity
Source: RefSeq, a predicted model, not a curated record
UUGUCCAGCACAGCACUGCUCCCAGCUCCCAGGAUGGAAGCUUGUCACUCGCCAGAGCAAUCCAAUGACACCUCAUACGCUGACACAACUGUGGUCAUCGUCAUUACACUUGAAGUGUUUGCUGGCAUGUGGAUAAAUGCUUUCAUUGUUUCUGUGAUUUGUGUGGCCUGGGUGAGAAAGAAAACCUUGAACUCUAAUGAGAAGAUCUUGCUGUUUCUGGGAUCCUCGAGGUUUUGGUAUUUGUGCAUUGCAUGGGUAUAUUCAAUUUUUUUAGUAAUUUAUCCAAAUUAUCUUUAUGUUCACCGCAUAUUUCCGCUACUUAAUAGUGCUCAGAACUUUUUUAGUUAUUCCAACUUGUGGUUUUCUGCUUCUCUUUUUGUGUUUUAUUGCAUAAAAAUUGCCAAUUUCAGGAACAGCUUCUUCAUCUACCUGAAAGGAAAAAUUGACAGGAUUGUGCCCUGGCUCUUGUUGGGGUCAGUGCUUUUCUCCCUGGUUAUUGGAAUCAUUGCCUAUAACGCCACGGAUAAAGCACUCAGUAAAAACCUCAAUUUCACCUGCCAAGGAGGGAUUUGGAAAUCAAAUAUCAGAAUAGAUCAACAUUUUUUGCCUCAUUUUAUCAUUGGUUUUGGAUAUGCCACUUCAUUCACAGCAGUUAUCUUGUCUACCCUUCUCCUUCUCUUUUCCCUCUGGAGACACAAACGCAACAUGCAGACAAACUCCAUGAAGGACCUCAGCAUGGAUGCCCACAUCAAAGCCAUGAAAUCCAUUCUCUCCUUCUUCAUAAUGUACAGCACCAACUUUAUAUGUUUGAUCUUGAUUCUAAUUUAUUCAAUGAAGAAUGAAAGUGAUGUGAUAUUUUUAACUUACUUAAUUCAAUACACUUUUCCAAGUUUUCAUUCCCUUGUUCUGAUUUUCAGUAAUCCCAAUCUGGAAAAGAGACUGCUAGGGAUUCUGCCCUGUGGGAAGUGCAAAGUUUUCCUCAAGAGGGAACUGUAAGAAAACCCAGAGCCCUUGCAAAAGGCUGAUAUUUCUCUGUAGAAAACAAGUCAAUUGAUUUCUAACGCAGCACUCCCGUCAGUGUAGAUGAUAGAGGUGUUCAUCUUUGAGGUUAGGAAUACAUUAUUAAAAUUCUUUGAAUUAAUAUUAAUAGGAGUAGAAUAAAUUAUUAUUCUCAUUUAUUUUGAUAGUUCUUGGAGCUGAAUUGUUGCCAAUAACAAAGUCAUUUGGACCUUGUACCCAUGGAUUGGCUGCAAUUCUGCAAA